AUGCUGCAGGGGUACCUUGAUGAGCAAUUUAUACAGCUUGAGGAGUUGGAAGAUGAUGACAACCCUAAUUUCGUAGAGGAGAUUGUGACAACAUUCUAUAAUAAUGCUGCUAGACUGCUACAAAACAUUGAACAGGCACUGGUUAGUCGACCUAUUGAUUUCACCAAGCUGGACAAUUGUAUGCACAGAUUCAAGGGUAGUAGCUCAAGCAUAGGAGCUACAAGAGUGAAGAAAGAAUGCACAAUAUUCACAGAAUACUGCAAAAUAGCCAAUGCAGAAGGAUGCAUUAGGACAUUCCUACAAGUCAAACAAGAACAUGCAUGUUUGAGAAGGAAGCUGGAAACUUACUUUCAGUUGGGAAGACAAGCUGCUGGACCAUCUGCAAAGGCAGGAGGUCAAGUCGGAUGA
This is a messenger RNA of Carya illinoinensis, 408 nucleotides long. RefSeq names its product histidine-containing phosphotransfer protein 4-like. The record is from RefSeq and is a predicted model, not a curated record. Gene Ontology annotation, molecular function: protein histidine kinase binding; histidine phosphotransfer kinase activity. NCBI's taxonomy places the organism in Eukaryota, Viridiplantae, Streptophyta, Magnoliopsida, Fagales, Juglandaceae. The coding region runs from base 1 to 408 and encodes 135 amino acids. Gene Ontology annotation, biological process: cytokinin-activated signaling pathway; phosphorylation; phosphorelay signal transduction system. The transcript has 5 exons. Gene Ontology annotation, cellular component: cytoplasm; nucleus.